GAGAGAGAGAGAGAGAGAGACAGAGAUAGCUUAUGUGAUGAGUAAUUAACAACCAACAAGUCAGGCAAAUGUUUCCAGUGUAAAAAAAACAAAACCACCACCACCCUCUAACCAUCUUUACCUCGAAAUCAGACCCGAAGUUGUGAAAGCGAUCCUGAGUGACCGUUUUAAAACAAUAAAGGCGUGUUUUUGUAGUUUUAUUAGAUUAAAAGUAGGUCACUCUGAGUCCAUCAUGUAAAUGCGGUCUCUGGAAGCUGAGCCAUGACAAUGAGUGGAGCUAAAGCUCCUCUAAAACAACCAGCGGUCAUGUUUUCUAUAGUGAAAUCAAAUGGCUCCUAGUUGAAAUUGGUAGUGAAGGUGUGUGUGUGUGUGUGAGUGUGUGUUGAUGGAGUAAUAUUGAGAUGUUUGGCUCCGUUACUUUGUGUGGCUUUAAAAGCGCAGCUCCUGCUAGACAAAAGGCCUCACAGAGGAACAUCGCCACCAGGAGCAGGGCGGAAGUGCACGUGCACUCUCUCACUGUCCACAUCUCCUCUGAACAUGACUGCAAAUCUCACACAGCUCCUCUAAACCUGAUUUAUAAUCUCACACAUCUGCUCUAAACCGGAUUUAUCUCACACUCCUUAAGCACGAUCGGAUUACUUGGCGAUUUUUCUUUUUUUUAAUUUCAUGCUGUGAAGAGACACUAAAAUUCAGUCCUCCUCAACUGGCAUGGGUUUGAGAGCCUAUGGAAAAGCCCACACUACCCCAGUAGCUCUGAGAAAGCAGCCAUGCCGUCAGUGAUGGAGCGCUCGGGAUCUGGAGUACUGUCCCGCAGCAGGGCAAAAACCGCAACCAAUGGCAACAGUCAACAUACUGAUGAGGAGAGCAGUGAUGAAGAACAUUCACAUGACAGCAUGAUUCGUGUGGGUGCAGACUACCAAGCACAGAUUCCAGAGUACAAGCCAGAGCUUGAAUCUGACUACAGUGAGAAGGACCAGAGAAGCAUGCUCGUAUGGUCACCUAACAGCCACGUGUCUGAUGCAAUGUUGGAUGAAUACAUCUUAAUGGCCAAAGAGAAGCAUGGAUAUAAUAUGGAACAGUCUUUGGGCAUGUUGCUCUGGCACAAACACGAUGUGGAGAAGUCCCUAGCUGACCUGGCCAACUUCACGCCCUUUCCCGACGAGUGGACUGUGGAGGACAAGGUGCUGUUCGAGCAGGCGUUCAGUUUCCACGGCAAGAGUUUCCACCGCAUCCAGCAGAUGCUGCCAGAUAAGUUGAUCUCCAGUCUGGUGAAAUACUACUACUCCUGGAAGAAGACUCGGACUCGUACCAGUGUCAUGGACCGGCAGGCGCGCAAACUCGUUAGCAAGAGAGAAAAAGAUGACAGUCAUGAUGAGAUGGAAGAAGGAGACCCAGGAAGUGACAGUGACUUUGAGAUCGACACAAAAAAAGAGCCCAAGCUGAGCUCUGGUGCUGGAGGAGGCAGUGAGAGGAGCUCUGGGAGGUCAGGCCCCACACGCAAAGAGAGCCAAGGGGCUCAGUACCGGCACCAUCCACUGAGGGCACGCCGCAGACCUCCGAAGGGCAUGCACCUGGAUCAGGAAGACAUCGUCUCCGUUUCGGCUUCCACCGAGUCAGGAACCGUCUCCAACCGCCAGCUCGACACUCAGCUAGUGUCUCUCAAGAGACAGGUUCAAAGUAUCAAGCAAGCAAACAGUGUCUUAAAACGGAGUUUGGCAGAUGGUGUUGAUGCCAUGAGACCGGCUGAGCCCACUCUUAAGAUUAACUCCCGCUGGACCACAGAGGAACAGCUCCUGGCCGUACAGGCUAUCAGAAGAUAUGGUAAAGAUUUUGCUGCCAUAGCUGAUGUGAUUGGGAACAAGACUGCGGGCCAGGUCAGCUCAUUCUUCGUCAGCUACCGCCGUCGCUUCAACCUGGAGGAAGUACUGCGAGAAUGGCAGGCAGAACAGGAUGUGCUGCAGGGGAGCAGCGAGACCAUGAAGGACCUGAACGGGACAGCAGGAGUGGAAGAGGAUGAGACUAAGAGGGACAGCGUGUCCCCUGCGGACUCUGGCAGUCCAACACCGCCUUCUGAAGUAGCCAGUAACUCCAGCCAGUCUUCUCCUCCGCUUACUCAACCCCCACCCUUACUACGCCCGACUCCACCGAGUGCACCACCGAGCCUGUUGCGCCAACCUCCUCCGCUUCAAACGCGCCCCCUCCAGACGCGAACUCCGCACAACCAUCCUCCACCUCCACUUAUCCGCCCCGCAGUAGCCUCAUCUCACCACCAGAGCGGCUUGAGGAACUCCAUCGGCUCCUCUGCGGCUUCCAGCGUGCAGCUGCCUCCCUCGCUGAUGGGGCUCAAAGUGGAGUCUCCACACUCACACUGAUUCACACAUGCUGCUUGGAAUGGCUUCUGGCGCUGAUCUCGAACCAGUUCACAUUUGUGCAAGAUUAGGAUGUUAAUGGGAACUGGUUCUAGAUCACGGCAACUUCCAAAAAAGCGCUCACACACUGAGCAGGGACUGUCCAUGUGGCAAGGGGAUUUAAAAUACACACAUUAGCGCAGUUGUUCAGGCUCACAGGAUGAGUCAGGGAUGGUGAUAGAUAUAGUGUUAGACAGGUGAAAUGAGUCAGCAGUAGGUAUGGCAUCACUCUGAAAAUCCUCAUAAAACACCAACAUCUCCCACUGUCACUCAUCUAACACAGAAAAAAACCUCAGUGCAGACUUGCCAAAUACGGACCACACACACACACACCUAGCGGGCCUCAGCUUUAAUAAUAUACCUCAGAGGAGGCCACAGAACCCACAGCUACAACAAUUCAACAUGAUCAAUUACAGAAAUGACCUUUGACAGAAAACGUUGUUAGUACUUGAACCAAAAUUUCUCGUUGGAGAAAAGAGAGCCUUCAGAUAUUAGACACUGGAUUGUAAUGAAAUGCCUUGACAACUGAAUCACAGGUUUUUCCAUCGCCAUGGCAACAGCAGCACAUCUCCAACUAUGUUACACCGAAGACAACACAUGAUGUUUGUGAGUGUAAACUGGGAACAACCGUUGUUUCGUUUCCAUUAAAGAGCCAUGUAUUACUAGAACUGAGCUUUAGUGAAGCAGUUUUUUUUUUUAUUUCUAUUCUUGAGUCCCUGAAAUAUUAGUAGAUAGUAAUUAAGUAGAAGUAGUAGUUAAUAUUAAAGCACUAAAUGACCCAAAAUACUUGACUUUAUUUUUUUUUUCUUGCACAAACACUGAAGUAACACAGAGUCUUCAGUCAGCUGUCUUACUCUUGGAGGCAAAAAUGUGCAAGAUGUUGCAACGCUAAAGUUAAUAGUUUGUGCCAGUGGAGUUUCCCCAUUUCCACCAAAACUUUGUAUAUGAGAAAUGUUUACAGGUGAACUUGGAUAUGCUUGUGUUUUUCCUUUUUAGAAUAAAGUGAAAUGACCAAAAUCUACAUCCAGCUGUGC
Molecule: messenger RNA, 3442 nt
Organism: Hemibagrus wyckioides
Lineage: Eukaryota; Metazoa; Chordata; Actinopteri; Siluriformes; Bagridae
Gene: rcor2
Product: REST corepressor 2
Exons: 13
Coding region: 768-2372 (534 amino acids)
Biological process (GO): negative regulation of DNA-templated transcription; regulation of transcription by RNA polymerase II
Cellular component (GO): histone deacetylase complex; transcription regulator complex
Molecular function (GO): transcription corepressor activity
Source: RefSeq, a predicted model, not a curated record